Molecule: messenger RNA, 943 nt
Organism: Aricia agestis (brown argus)
Lineage: Eukaryota; Metazoa; Arthropoda; Insecta; Lepidoptera; Lycaenidae
Exons: 2
Coding region: 99-584 (161 amino acids)
Source: RefSeq, a predicted model, not a curated record
AACUCCAGACUGCUUGGUGCACUCUCGCAUAACGCGCUUGGCUUAAAUUUCUUGCGAGUGCGAAACUGCAUAUUAAACAUCUCCAUCCAAGGAUCACCAUGUGGAAAAUAGUAUUAUACGCUGUGUUGAUUAUAACAGUUAACGGUUAUCCCGUAAACGAUGAAGAUAUAGAUAAGAGCAAAGGCAGGACAGAUGAAAACGAUCUAAACCUCGUCGCAUACAUCCAAAGCUUCAAGGACGUUAUGCUAGACUACGUGAAGUCACAAUAUCCGAACCUAACCGUUAAUGAAAUGGAAUCCAUAAAGGAGGCUCUAGAAGAUUUUCUCCAUGCCUUCGCUAAGGACCUCAAAGAAGUAGUCGAGAAGACGCAUGACAAUACAGAAAUAGAAGAUAUCAACGAUGGCAUACCCGACGCUACGUUCGAUGACGUUAAAAAGAACAUAAAAAAUCAACUACCUAAUAUGAGUGAUGAGGACGCUAGUUUAAUAGUGUACAAGUUAAGACGAAAUCUAAUGAUAACACGACACAAAAUAGAUAAAAUUGUAAAAGAUUCAGAGACAGCGAUGAUAGAGAAUGAUAGUUAAUCCAUAUAAACAGUAAAAAUUAGAAAAAGUAACCUAAAAAUAUAGUAGCUAUUUCUGAAAUAAUUAAAUAAUAAAUAUCAUCGAAUUCAACAUUGGUUUCCCAAUUUAAAAGUUGAUGAUUAUUAACGAAGAGAAUAUAAUCACUACGUGAAUAUCUUUGUGAAUAUUAAUUACGCCCACUUAAGAUUUUGACACAAGCCAUAUUAUAUUCUGUCAAAUUCUCAAUUUCAUUACAGAUAAGUAAUUAAUAAUAAUAAUAGUAAUUACUAAUUAAUAAUAGCAAUUAAUGAUAAUCGUCUCUGAGUGUCUUUGUAAACUGUUAGUGCUAUUUUUAAAAUUAAAUUGAUUUUCCUUUGGUA